Messenger RNA from Venturia canescens, 2664 nucleotides. Its product is annotated as ileal sodium/bile acid cotransporter. Gene Ontology annotation, cellular component: membrane. Lineage: Eukaryota; Metazoa; Arthropoda; Insecta; Hymenoptera; Ichneumonidae. The record is from RefSeq and is a predicted model, not a curated record. The transcript is spliced from 8 exons. Bases 462 to 1778 code for a protein of 438 amino acids.
AUAUCCAACCAUAUCCUGAUUACACAUAUAUAAGUAACCGUAAAAUUCACGUUCGAGCAUUUACCGUUUUGCUCGCCGGUUACGCGUCGUAUAUAUAUACAAUCCACUUUCCCCGCGAGUAAACCGAGCGAAAACAAAAAAAUGAAGUAGAAACUCGACCUAUAAAUUUGCGUCGUAUACUUUUUAGUGCAUCAAUCAUUAGCAAUAUUGCGCAAUAGUCUUUUUCAAGGACAUGCGAUUGUCAUCUUUGUAAAUUACAAAACAGUCGUCUGCUCGAAUGUUCACGAGUUUAUAUGCUGGAUUCAUAUGUAAAUACAUAUAUAGCUUAACGAAACCUGGUUACUUAUAUGUGCAUAUAACGUGCAGCACAGUCGUGCAGUGAUUGAAAAAGUUUCGUUCAUUUCCGUGUGUGCCCGACGGAUUUAUGAAUAAUUCUUCUUCAACAUCAGUAUAAUCAGAAUAUGAAGUUGUUCCUCCUAGUUUUAUGCCUCGUUGGAAACACAUGGGCACAAGAAUGGUCUGUUCUUCUGGAAACUGCAUCCUUGACCAUUUAUAUGGAUGACACCGUCGGAGUACCAUUUUCUGUUACGAUACCAAAAAAUACAGGAAUCUCUACCAUAAACUUGGCCAUUAACAAUAGCGACGCUGAGGUUGUAGCUAUUAAUGCACCAAAGUUUUAUUCCAAUGAAAAUAAUGGAGAAACGUGGAACAGUACAAUUAAUAUCACUGGAUUAUUCAUCGGCAAGUCCAGGAUAAGCUUGAGUUUUUCAAAUAAGAAGAAUGCGGUAGUCUCUGAUGAGCUGGAUAUCACGGUAAUAAGAGCUCAUAGAUUGAUAGACACGCUCUUCACCGCAAGUGUUGCCAUUCUUGUAUCGAUUCUUUAUAUAAAUUUUGGCUGUGCCAUGGAUUGGGGAGUCUGCCGUGACACACUGAGAAGACCAGUUGGUAUCGCGGUGGGAGCCUUUUGCCAGUUUGUAAUCAUGCCACUUAUUGGUUAUGCUCUGGGCCAAUUGCUGUUUUCCGACAGACCAGAAAUGCAAAUUGGCAUUUUUUUCACAGGUAUAAGUCCGAGCGGAGGUGCUUCCAACAUUUGGACUGUUUUACUCGGUGGCAAUAUUAAUCUCUCGGUGACAAUGACCACUCUUGGGACGAUUGCGUCAUUUGCAACAAUGCCUAUAUGGAUAUUCAGUCUGGGCAAACAGAUUUUCGACAAGGGUAAUUUAGUGGUGCCAUAUUCCAGGAUAGCUUUCCUUGCAGUUGGACUGAUAAUUCCUCUGAGUUUGGGCUACAUAAUACAAAAGAAAAUGCCAAAAUUGUGCCGAGUUUUGGUACGCAUAAUGAAGCCAUUCUCGGGUAUUCUCAUUCUGUUCAUCGUCAUAUUCGCAAUCGUGACGAAUCUCUACCUCUUCAAACUUUUUUCGUGGAAGAUCGUCGUUUCCGGAAUGGGCUUAGCGUGGAUUGGUUACAUAUGCGGAUACAUAGCAAUGAUCGUCUUCAAGCAGCCAAAAAUGGAUGUCAGAGCUAUCGCGAUUGAAACUGGAAUACAAAAUACGGGAAUUGCCAUUUUUCUUCUACGUUUCAGUCUCACACAGCCAGGAGCUGACCUCACCACCGUUAUUCCUGUUUCGUGUGCAAUCAUGACGCCAAUACCGCUUGCCGUAUUCUGGCUCAUAAAGCUGGUGUACGAUCGGCGGAAGAAGAAACAUGCUGCAUCGAUGGAGAAGCUGCAGAAAAUUGCUGAACCCAUUAACGCGAUAACCCCGACGGUACUUUAUUGAGUCGAAAAUAAUCUUGAGGAAAGUUUCGAAGAAAUGAGUAACUCGCGUCGGUUUGGUAUCCUAGGAAAACUUAAUAAGUAGAAAAGGUGCAGGGUUUUUCGUAGUCAUUUUUCGACUUUCUGUAAAUAAGGUAAAAAGUAUUUGUAUAUCAGCCCACCUGCCAGUAUAUUCAGAUGUAUAUUUAGAAUAUCAAACGAUAUCCUUAUAUUAAGGUAUAUUUUUCCAAAAUCGAUAUUCUUCAAAGCUAAAUGCAAGUUGAAAGUCCGAAGAUUGGCAUAAUUUAUUGUUCAAAAUGUUCAAAAAAAAAUUUCACACAUUGCGAAAUUCGUUUAUAGUUUCCACGAAUUGAGAAAUAUUUAUCUGUGCGAGUGUAACGAAGCCGAACUUUCCUUGCACAAAAAAUUAUUUUUGUUUUUUAUUGCGAACAUGGAGCGACAAUCGAUCGUGUUGAAACCGUUGACCAAUGAAAUUUUUAUGUUUAAUACAUUGCCAAGAUAACUGAGUUCACGAAAACAGAACUGCAGUGUGGGGAAGUUAUACUUUUUUUUCAUAAUUUUGUACAAAAGAAAUUUGUUUGUUUAUCAAACGUCAUUGUUAUUUAUGGGCCUUUGUGGGCCGAACGCGCUCCAUUGAGUCUCACUGAAAGACAACGAUCAAAAAAUUCACCGCCAUGAUUAUUUACUUAGGGAUUUUUGGAGGUGCUGCUUCCAAAAUCUACGUUAUCGUUCGAAUGAAAAUAUUCCAUGCGACAUUUUGCAUUUCCGUUCAAUGCGAAUAUUUGUUUCUAUUGCAUUUUGAGUACCGGAAGACGAUUGCUCGUCGGAUUUUGUUGAUUAUUUGUUUUUGUUACGAUACAUGGAAAAAUAUAUUCACAGUUCUUCGAGAA